Molecule: messenger RNA, 590 nt
Organism: Nicotiana tabacum (common tobacco)
Lineage: Eukaryota; Viridiplantae; Streptophyta; Magnoliopsida; Solanales; Solanaceae
Product: small ubiquitin-related modifier 2
Molecular function (GO): protein binding
Source: RefSeq, a predicted model, not a curated record
AACAAUCAAAUUGAUAGUCCUAUAAUCUUCUUUUGGUAUAGAGUACAAGAGGGAGAAAAAUGUCGCAAACAGAGGAAGAUAAGAAGCCAAGUGGAGAUCAAGCUGCACAUAUCAAUCUCAAAGUCAAAGGCCAGGAUGGGAAUGAAGUCUUCUUUAGGAUCAAAAGAAGCACCCAGCUAAAGAAGCUGAUGAAUGCAUAUUGCGACCGGCAGUCGGUGGAUUUCAACUCAAUUGCAUUCUUGUUUGAUGGUCGUCGUCUCCGAGCAGAGCAGACUCCAGAUGAGCUGGAGAUGGAGGAUGGUGAUGAAAUUGACGCAAUGCUGCAUCAAACUGGAGGCUCAACUGUUUGAGUGAUCUCUUUUGCUUAUGUACAGACUGUGUUUCUAGGUGGUAGACUUUAAUGAAUGUAGCUUAUGCUACUUUAGGACCUGUAGGCUCAUAGAUGAGCUUCGUGAUUUUUGCUUAUGUCGGACCAGCUUUUAUAAACAUAAUCAUUACUCACUGUUGCAAGAAGAUCAUUAGUUGCUUCUUGCCGUGAAAUUAAAGUACUUCUUGUUCUAUCUAUAUAUAUAUAAGCCCUCUCCUCAACA